Molecule: messenger RNA, 3551 nt
Organism: Porites lobata
Lineage: Eukaryota; Metazoa; Cnidaria; Anthozoa; Scleractinia; Poritidae
Source: the annotation of a GenBank genome assembly
AUGGCAGAAAAAAUACUACAAGAUAUAGCUGAACUAAACAAGCGUCUUACAAUAGCGCAAAUCAAUAAAAACACGGAAGAGAAAGCAGAAGCCUACUACAAUCUAGGCAGAGCUUAUUACUUCCUCGAUAACUUCCAUGGAGCAAUAGAGUACUUCAAGCAAUACUUGAGCAUUGCUGAGGAAGUCGGUGAUAGAGCAGGUGCACGACGUGCCUAUUGCCACCUCGGCAGUGCUUAUGGAUACCUGGGUCACUACCAAAGAGCAAUAGAGUGCCACAAUCAACACCUCAGCAUUGCCAAGGAAGUUGGUAACAGGGCAUGUGAAGGCCAAGCCUAUUGCCAACUCGGCCAUAUUUAUAGUCGCCUCGACGAAAACCAAGGAGCAUUAGAGUACACCAAUAAAGGCCUCAUCAUCGCCAAGGAAGUUGGUGACAGGGCAGGUGAAGGAGAUGCCUAUGGCGAUCUCGGCCUUGCUUAUCACAGCCUUGAAGAAUUCCAACAAGCAAAAGAGUACCACAAUCAACACCUCAGGAUUGCCAAGGAAGUUGGUGACAGGGCAGGUGAAGGACGUGCCUAUGGCAAUCUCGGCCUUGUUUAUGGCAGGCUUGAAGAAUUCCAACGAGAAAUAGAGUACCUCAAUCAAACCCUCAUCAUUGCCAAGGAAGUUGAUAACAGCGCAAUGGAAGGCAAAGCCUAUGGCAAUCUCGGCGCUACUUAUGACAGCCUUAAAGAAUUCCAACGAGCAAUAGAGUACUACAAUCAAACCCUCAUCAUUGCCAAGAAAGUUGGUGACAGGGCAAUGGAAGGCAAAGCCUAUUACAAUCUCGGCGUUACUUAUCACAACCUUAAUGAAUUCGAAAGAGCAAUAGAGUACAAGAAUAAAUACCUCAUCAUUGCCGAGGAAGUUGGUGACAGGGCAGGGCAACGGAAAGCCUAUAGUAAUCUCGGUGGUGUUUAUUACAAACUUAAUGAAUUCCAAAGAGCAAUAGAGUACACCAAUAAAAGCCUCAUCAUUGCCGAGGAAGAUGGUGACAGGGCAGGGCAACGGAAAGGCUAUGGCACUCUCGGCAAUAUUUAUCUCAUUCUCGGCGAAAACCAACGAGCAAUAGAGUACACCAAUAAAUGCGUCAUCAUUGCCAGGGAAGAUGGUAACAGGGCAUCGGAAGGCGAAGCCUAUUCUAAUCUCGGCGCUAUUUAUCGCCACCUUCAAGAAUUCCCACGAGCAAUGGAGUGCCACAAGAAACACCUGAGCAUUGCCAAGGAAGUCGGUGACAGAAAAGAAAAAGGACAUGCCUAUUUAAGCAUCGGCGAAGUUCAUAAAUCCCUCGGCGACGUGCCACGAGCAAUCGAGUACUUCAAGCAAUGCCUGAACAAUGCCGAGGAAAUCGGUGACAGGAAAGGACAAGGACGUGCCUAUUGCCGCCUCGGACUUUGUUAUUUAGAUCUCCACGACUUGAAGGAAGCAAUAGAGUGUUACACGCAACACCUGAGCAUCUCCCAGGAAAUCGGUAACAGGAUGAUAGAAGCAUGUGCACAUAGAGGUCUGGGUCACUCUUUGUUGAAAUCACAUUCUUUGAAUGAGGCUUUAGAACAUUUUAGAUGCAGUGUUAAAAUCUUCGACACUAUUAGAGCCAAUUCUAUCUCGGAAGAUCAAUUGAAAAUAAGUUUCUGUACGAGUCAUCAUUGUGUCUAUACUCAUUUAUGGCAAGUUUUAGUAAUGCUUCAAAGGAAUGAUGAGGCUUUAUACGCUGCUGAGAGGGGACGAGCACAGUCUUUGCUCGAUGCCUUGAAAGUAACUUAUGGCCUUACAUCACGUUCUCCCAGGUCAAUUGAAUCUGAAGAAGAAGUCAAAUAUCUUUCAAUGAACACAGCUGUUUUAACGGUUUUUCUUGCCCUGGAAUUGAAAACAGUCAAUAUGUGGGUAUUGCGAAAAGAGGGCAACCCUAUUUUUAGGAAAGCGGAGUUUGAAAUUGGAGGUGCACACGAAGAUUCUUUUGCUCUCCUUUUAGACUCUGCUUUAAAAAAAAUGAGGGCUGGCGUCGGUAUUAGGUGCGAAAAUCGGUCAAUGGAUCAGCUGAGUGACGACCCAACUUCAGCUACUCCAGACGAUGAUCAAAUAUCGAAGCCAUUACGGGGAACCACCGACUGUUUACAGCCAUUAUAUGAUGCAGUUAUUGGUCCCAUUGAAGAUUUGCUCCAUGGUGAUGAAUUAAUUGUAGUCCCUGACAGCGCUUUGUCUAAAGCUCCUUGGGCAGCCCUGAGUGAAACGUUAAGGAUCCGCACUGCUCCCUCACUGACAAGUUUGAAACUCAUCACCGAUUCUCCAUCUGGACACCACAGUAAAAGUGGCGCCUUACUUGUCGGAGAUCCAUGUUUGGAGAGAGUUACAAAUAAAUGGGGGAACCCCAUUUAUGAUCCUCUGAAGUACGCAAGAAUGGAAGUGGAGAUGAUUGGAGAAAUUUUAAAGAGUCAACCUUUAACAGGUGAAGAUGCAACCAAAGAAGCGGUACUUCAGAGAAUCGGGUCAGUUGCUUUGGUACACAUUGCAGCCCACGGAAGAAAGGAAACCGGAGAAAUUGUUUUGGCUCCAGACCCCCGAUGGGAAUCCAGGCCUCCUUCGGAGGAGGACUGUAUUAUGAAAAUGUCUGACAUACAAGCUGUGAAGCUGAGAGCAAGGCUAAUUGUGCUUAGUUGCUGCCACAGUGGUGAAGGAAAGGUCUCGUCUGAGGGUGUGGUCGGUAUGGCACGUGCUUUCUUGUUUGCUGGUGCUCGUUCCGUGCUGGCGACACUCUGGGCAAUUGAUGACGAAGCCACAAUGAUGUUUAUGAAGUCUUUCUACGAACAACUUGGAAGUGGAGAAAGUGCAAGUGUUGCUCUUCAGAGGGCCAUGAAAUGUCUUCGAGACUCCCAGGAUUAUUCUGCUCCAAAGUACUGGGCUCCUUUUGUUCUGAUGGGCGAUGACGUUAAGAUUGAAUUGGAAAAAGGUCAUUGAGCAAGUCGUAAGUGGAGAUUUUUUUUUCUUGCUGCUCUAGUAACAGAGGGCGUAAAAAGAAAAGCCAGAACCAUUCUUGUCAAAUUCAGAUAAGAGGAAAAUGACAGACUUGAUAGUAAAAAGAAUAAAAAAUGUACAUAGUAAGGAUGGGUAGGGUGGUAAGUGUUAAAUUACUAUGGAUUCACUCAAGUAAAUGCUAUUCCUAACCGGCUACCAACACAUUUCAAAAAUCAAUUGAACACUAGACAUUCCUUAAUGUUCUCAAUUGUUAAUAGUUUAGGUCAGGUGUGGAUAAAAGAUAUACAUAGGGAAUAAGUUUCCUUCGUUUUUCUACAGGACUAGCACUAUAUGUAGAGAAAUUCAUAGCUUCAAAACGAACAGAUAUGCCUAACAUGUUAAAUGUUUUUCAUUUUGCUAUUUUUCAUAUCAUCAUCCAUGGCAUCCUAAAAUUUAACGCUUUAAUUUUCAUUGAAAUGAAAGAUUAAUUAAUGUAUCAAUUGUUACUUUCUUUACAGGGAUGCACUGAAAGUUUGAUGUCAACACAACUGCUGAAGUAGCGU